Messenger RNA from Saccharomycopsis crataegensis, 1953 nucleotides. It is a transcript of the gene LAP2, whose product is annotated as bifunctional aminopeptidase/epoxide hydrolase. Gene Ontology annotation, biological process: proteolysis. The record is from RefSeq and is a predicted model, not a curated record. Lineage: Eukaryota; Fungi; Ascomycota; Saccharomycetes; Ascoideales; Saccharomycopsidaceae. Gene Ontology annotation, molecular function: epoxide hydrolase activity; zinc ion binding; aminopeptidase activity. Gene Ontology annotation, cellular component: cytosol. The transcript has a single exon. Bases 1 to 1953 code for a protein of 650 amino acids.
AUGACUGCAGCAGCAAAACAGGCUUUUGUUCCUCUUCCAGAAUGUCUCGCCAAGAUGGCCCCAAAGUCAUCUCCAGAACUUGACUACUCCACAAACUCGAACUACUCCGCUUUCAAAGUCCAGCAAACCGCGCUUGAUUUCGAGCUCAAGUUCGAUGAAAAAAUCCUUGAUGGGUCCGUCACUUAUCAGUUGUCCGCCAAUUCUGCCACCGACAAGAUCAUGUUGGACUUGACUACCGUGGUGGUUUCCAAAGUCUUGGUCAACCACCAACCAGCAGCCUACAAGAUCGUAUCAGAAAACCUCGCUAACAAUCUCGGGAAAGCCUUGGUGAUCCCUGCCACCAUCGCCGCUAACGACCAUCUCGAAGUCACCAUCUUCUUCAAGGCCACCAAAGACUCCACCGCGUUGCAAUUCUUGGAUAAAUCUCUAACUGAUGGUAAGAAACACCCAUACUUGUUCUCGCAAUCCGAACCAAUCCAUGCCAGAGCCAUUUAUCCAUGUUUUGAUACCCCAUCGGUCAAAUCGCCGUUCGCCGUCAGGGUCAAGUCGCCGUACAAGACCCUUGUAUCGUGUUUGAUCGACGAAGAAAAACAGGCUGCCGAAACCGAUCCAACCAUUUACCAUUUCGUCCAACCAGUGCCAAUCCCAUCUUAUCUUUUUGCCAUUGUCAGUGGGGAUAUCACCAGCUCCCGUAUCGGCCCUAGAUCGCUAGUUUACACCGAACCAGUGGGGAUCGAGCGUUGCGCUAAUGAAUUCAAACACGAAGUGGUGGAAAAAUUCUUGAACGUCCUUGAAAACCUUGUGUUUGAUUACGAAUGGAAGAAUUAUGAUUUUGUCAUUGCCCCAAUGGCCUUCCCGUACGGGGGGAUGGAAAACCCUCAAUUGACCUUGGCCAACUCCACCGUGGUCAGUGGUGAUUCCGAAAACAUUGACGUGAUUGCCCACGAACUUGCCCAUUCUUAUGCCGGUAACUUGGUCACCAACGCGUCUUGGGAACAUUUCUGGCUUAAUGAAGGGUGGACCGUGUAUUUGGAACGUCGUAUUUUGGCGGGAAUCCACGGCGAACCUUACCGUCAUUUCAGCGCGAUUAUCGGUUGGAAAGAUUUGGAAGAAAGUCUUGAACGUAUGGACGACAAAUUCACAAAAAUGAUCCAGAAUUUGAAAGACGGUAGUGAUCCAGAUGACGCUUUCAGUACCGUGCCGUACGAAAAGGGUUUCAAUUUCUUGUUCCAUUUGGAAAAUGUCGUUGGUGGGUACGAGAACUUUGACCCAUUUAUCAAACAUUAUUUCACCACUUUCCGUAAACAAUCGUUAGAUUCUUACCAAUUCAUCGAAGCGUUGCGUGCGUUCUACUACAAUUACGAUUAUGAGCUUUACCUCAAAUUGUUGGAGGUCGAUUACGAAACUUGGUUAUUGAAAACCGGUCUCCCACCACAGCCGAAAUUCGAUACCUCGAUGGUCGAUGUGUGUUUUUCUUUGUCUAAACGUUGGUAUUCGAUGAUUUUAAAAGCCAAUGAAGCUGGGGAACAACUUAGUGCUUCACAUUUGGCGAAAGUUUUCAACGACAAUGACGUUGCCAGUUAUUCUUCUAACCAACUUGUGGUGUUCCUUGAUAACCUCUUAACUUUACACAAGGAGCACAACAUCCUUGAUUCUGUCAAUGGUCGUACUGCUUUGCAAUUCAUUAGUCAAUACUCUCGUAUUGUCAAGAACAACAAUGCCGAAGUGAAGUUCCGGGUGUAUCGUCUUUUGCUUGUGGGUCGUGAAUCAUCAAUUUACUCCGAAUGUGCUGAUUGGUUGGGAACCGUGGGGCGUAUGAAGUUUGUUCGUCCUGGUUACAUUUUAUUGAACGAGUGCGAUCGUGAAUUGGCAGUGGCCACUUUCAGAAAGUUUGAAAAAUCUUAUCAUCCAAUUUGUGUGGCCAUGGUGAAGAAAGAUAUUGAUUUAGAAUAA